Messenger RNA from Orbilia oligospora ATCC 24927, 2274 nucleotides. RefSeq lists its product as uncharacterized. Gene Ontology annotation, cellular component: cytoplasm. NCBI's taxonomy places the organism in Eukaryota, Fungi, Ascomycota, Orbiliomycetes, Orbiliales, Orbiliaceae. The record is from RefSeq and is a predicted model, not a curated record. The coding region runs from base 1 to 2274 and encodes 757 amino acids. The transcript is spliced from 4 exons. Gene Ontology annotation, molecular function: protein binding.
AUGACCGCUGUCGCUGCAUCGCCGCCGUCCUUUCAUCAGCCAGUUCCGCGGUCAUGGACUAACGGCACCGCUUCAAUGCACGCCCAGAUGACGCCCGACGAGGUCUCCCGUCUGUUAAUGCCCCCUCGCUCCAAAUCCCAGAACGCCAUCCCCGCCUCUCAGCUCUCAUCGACCUCACCAUCUACCAAUCCUACCUCUACUACCACCAACAACAAUAACAACAUCAACAACAUCAACAAUAUCAAUCCUAUCGCUGCUGCUAAGCAGGCUCUCAACCAGCUACCUCCCCGACCGUCCUCCAGCGCCUCUAAUUCUUCCUCCAUUUCAUCGAAUUCUUCGGCCGGUACCAUGCCCGGUUCGAAUGCCACUUCUACCCCGGCUUCGUCAAAUCCGUCGCCGAAUAACUCCGAACCAAAUACUCCCAUCAAUUCGGCCAACAAUACCGUUAACGGAGGUGUCGCCUGGGCUGCUGCUGCUGGAAAGAGGAAAACUGCCAGGAACGGUGUCGGCAGCCGUGAAAGCGCCAUGAAGAACAGUGGAAAUGCUUCCAAUGCUCUGAAUGCUGCGAUUUCUGGUAACAGCAACACUGGUUCCUUUCUUAUGCUACUACCUCUCAACGGUACUUUCGAACGAAAAGUCAUCCCUCUACCUUUCUACCCCGACGUCCUCCGUAUCGGCCGUCAGACCAACGCUAAAACAAUACCCACGCAAUCCAACGGCUUUUUCGACUCUAAAGUUCUCUCCCGGCAACACGCCGAAGUCUGGGCCGAGAAAGGAACUGGUAGAGUCUUUAUCCGUGAUGUCAAAUCAUCCAACGGAACCUUUGUCAACGGCUCUAGGCUAUCUCCAGAAAACAGGGACAGCGAACCUCAUGAAAUACGUGCUGAAGACAUCUUGGAGCUCGGUAUCGAUAUUGUCGGUGAAGACAACAAGACCAUAGUACAUCAUAAGGUUGCCGCAAGAGUUCAACAUGCUGGUUUCCAUCAAAUGCAACCGACAGGGAAUGGUGCCAAUUUCGACCUUAAUUUUGGAGAUAUUGAUCCUAGUGUUGGAGGCGGCUUGAUGGCACCACCGUUGAACCAUGUCCAAACUGUUUCUGGAGUUGCAAGCGGCGGCAGAGGGAGGAGUAAUUCGCAAACAUCGAGAGGUGGACCCAUGGCCUUUUUGCCUAACGGGCUCGUUGGGCUACAACGUCAGGGAAACCAAUUGAUGGCCGGGAUGCCGAUCACAAUCGAAGCUAUUGCUAAGCGCCUUAACUAUGAAAUGCAGCAAGCCCGUAUGCAACAAGCCGAACUGAAGAGGGCACAUGAUUUCUUCGAUAUGGUUAUCGUACAACAAGCUCAGAACGCUCAACAACAACGGGAGGAGGAAGAACAGAAGGAAGCAAAUAAGCCGCUAGUUAAUGGCGAACCGGCCAAUGAUGCUCCGGAAGCUGAUCUGUCGAAAGAUGGCCCCGUUGAUGACUCUGAACUUCCGAUGCCUCUGGAACAGAUCGAAAACCUUGCUCAACAUAAGUUCUCGAGUAAACCUCCGCCACAAAUCCUUUCUCUUGUCACUGUACUUGCAGAUACGAAAAGAGAUCUCGAGGCAAAGUCGUUACGAGUUAGGGAACUUGAGGAUAGCCUCCUGAAGGAAAGGUCGGCUCGUGAACUUGCCGAGGAACGAAUCGGAAGGCUGGAGACAGCUACUUUUGAAUUGCAGGCUGCUCAAAAAGAGAAGGAGAGGGAAGCUAGGGAGGAGAGAAGCAGGAGAAUUCCUGAUAUCCCCGAUGUUGGCGAAGUUCUAGAGAAAUCACCCUCACCGGAACCAGUCCUUGUUGACAAUGAUAUGCAGCUUAAGCUCGACAAGUUUAUGGCCGACCUCACAGCUGCUCAAGCAGAAAUAGAACUUCUGAAGCAGUCCCUUCAGAAAUCCGAGACCGAGAAGUCGUCGGCACAGAUAUCGAUCUCCGAGAUCGCUGAAGAGAAGAAGAAAGAGGAGGAUGCACGAAUCCGAGCAGAAAAGGCCCUUGAGAAGGCUAAGAAGGAACACAAGAAAGAGAAGGAGGCUUUGAAGGUCCCCAACGGAGUUGCUCCCGUCAAGAGCGUGGAGAACGUUGUAGAGAAGGCCACAAACGGCGCAGCCCCUGCACCUUCGAAAUUGGCGACAAAAGAUAGCGCCGCACAGUUCCGCCGGGACUACGGAACGCCGUUCGCUAGUUUUAUCGGCGCAGUAGUUGUUGGUGUAGCCGUAAUGACGGUGUUGAAUAGCUGGACCAAGGGUGAAAAGCCGUAG